GAUUUUUUAAAAUAAAUUUGUCUUUUAUAGUCAGUAUGACUUUGUGAUAUGAAAAUUAAUUAAUCAAUAUUCAAAAACAUAUCCUGUUAAACGGUCAAAGGUUCAUUUCGGAUGUAUUUUUCUACCUUUUAUUCUUAUUGUUUUCGGCUGAUUUUCAUUUUAGAUUAUUGUUCAAAUAAUUAACUGAUUAUGAGCAAUAUAGCAAAUAUGAAAGUAUCUCUAAAUAUCGCUUUAGUAUCCUUUACGAUGGUGUUACUUAUCAGUGUUAAACACAGGUUUUGGAAGGAUAAGCUUACAUAUUCGAAUAUUCAGGAUUCACAAAACAGUUAUGUAAGCCGCCGGUUAGAUCCAUUAUACUGCAAACGAAUGCAAGGAAAUUUUUUACGUAUACAUGACAAUAAAACAUACAAUUUACGCAUUAUCGUGAUUGUUUUUGAUAGAUAUGAAUCGCUCUUAAGAUUACUGCGUUCAUUAAAUCAGGCAAUCUACGACGGCGACACUGUAAAACUUGAGGUAUGGAUAGACAGAUCAGAACAGGGUGUUUUGGAUGAAGCUGUAGUAAAUACGACCAACACAUUUUCAUUCCAACAUGGUGAUUAUGAGGUUAUACCACAUUUUGAGCAUGUAGGUCUUCACGGACAAUGGAUUUCUACGUGGAUGCCAAAAAGAAACAGUUCUGAAAUAGCUGUCAUUUGCGAAGAUGAUAUCACCGUUUCAAUUUAUUUUUACAAAUAUCUAAAAUAUGUACAUAAGAAAUACGACAAUUAUUCAGAAAUUAAUGGCUAUGCCUUACAAGGAUAUUCUAUGAAACAUCAUGUGAAAAAUACAUCCCCUCUUGUAGGACCAAAUGGUAGCAUUGUGUUUCUGUACCCAGUCGUCGGAUCAUGGGGAUUUUCUCCAAGCAGAGAUAAUUGGAUACAUUUUCAAGACUGGUACACUUCGGCUUGCAAUGAUGACACAAAUGAUUUAUUUAUACCAAACAAUAUAGCAAGCAAAUGGUACAUACAAUUCAAAAAGAAAGGAAGCCAUAAGAGCUUAUGGACAAUAUGGCAUAUGUAUCAUGCUUUCAUCAAUUCGGAGUUCACGCUUUAUACAAACUUACCAGGUCAUAUUGGACUUUCGACUAAUUGGCGCGAACAAGGCUUGCAUUUUAAAAAUUUUGGAGGAAAAACAAACGAAUUGUUACAAGUGUGGAGACAGGAAUUUGAAGAUCUGCCAACAAAACCAGUGCAUGUUGACAUUUCAGGGAAAGUCAUUCAAUAGUUACUGACGUAACCAUAACAUAAAAACAUUUUUUAACAUUCAAUUUUAGCUAUUUUCAUUGCAGUCUCUUUCGUUAUUUGAUAUUUCUAGCUGUUUAAAUAGGACGACAAUUCUAUUAUCUAUUUCAUAUCCCUACCAUUGCGUUAUAAUGUUUGAUUUUCUAACAAUAGAUACAAAGGGGAAUAUUUUAAGAACUUGAUACAAUAUUUGACUUCUAAUUGUGUCAUAAAUUUCUUUUCAAUAGCACAUUUUCACAAAAAUAAUACCUAAUUAUAUUAAUGCUAUGAAGUAUUUGUGAUGCUCGAAUGAAAAUAUGGGCAACCACAAUGGUUUCUUGCAUACAAUUAAGAUCGUUUAAAAUACAACCACAUACUUUGAUUUAUACAGAGAUACUAUUGCUCUGUUAUUUGUAACUUCAAAGGUAUAACACAAAUAAUAACUGCAAAUGUUCGACGUCUUCAAAAUUAUUUACAACACACAUUUUGCUUUCUAAAAGUCCAAGUAAAACCUUUACACAAAAAUUACAAAUUUUACACACCACUUUACCGUAACACAAAUCAUUCGAUUCACCCGCUUUUGUUUCGACCCAGGGCAUUUAAAAAAAAACAUUAUCAACGUUGAAAACAAUUCCUAGAUCCAAGCAUAUCGAAAACUCUUUCACCAGGCUGUCAUUCAGGAUAAAACAGAUUAAGUCCCUACAAAAUAUUCCAUAUGCAAUACCUUUAUAUAUCUUUUGUCAGAAUGGUUCCUUUCUUUCUUUUGUAAUAACACAUUCGUCAUUCUUAAUGACAGUUUUAUACUGAGUUUUGUAAUUCUUAUUUUAUGGAAUUUGGUUACGGUAUAUACAAUUUGAUCCAUUCAUAUCAGUGAACAUUUUCACGAUUUAUUAUGAAUUUGUUAUGUCUUAAUAUUUUGAAAUGCAAAUGAAUGCAAACUCCUAAAACUAUAAUAAUAAGAAGUAAAUGUUAAAUCAUGAUGCAGAUAUAGAAAUUUUGACUUGAGCCAGUCUUUCCGAAAAGCAUCCAUUUAUUCCUAUGGGCGAGUAUAAAAUAUAUUAUUUUAUGUUGCAUUAAUGUUUUGUAUAAAUAGAAUAUUUGUUCGGUUGGUUUGAAGAAGGGUAGACAUAAGACUUUAUAAAAGUAUUUUACUUGUUCUUAAAACUGAUUCAGUUGUGCAAACACGUGACAAUUAUAGAAAGAAUGGUAAAUUUGU
This is a messenger RNA of Ruditapes philippinarum (Manila clam), 2475 nucleotides long. RefSeq lists its product as uncharacterized. NCBI's taxonomy places the organism in Eukaryota, Metazoa, Mollusca, Bivalvia, Venerida, Veneridae. The record is from RefSeq and is a predicted model, not a curated record. Bases 190 to 1263 code for a protein of 357 amino acids. The transcript is spliced from 2 exons.